Messenger RNA from Populus trichocarpa (black cottonwood), 567 nucleotides. Its product is annotated as peroxidase 29. NCBI's taxonomy places the organism in Eukaryota, Viridiplantae, Streptophyta, Magnoliopsida, Malpighiales, Salicaceae. Gene Ontology annotation, molecular function: heme binding; peroxidase activity. The transcript is spliced from 3 exons. The record is from RefSeq and is a predicted model, not a curated record. The coding region runs from base 1 to 567 and encodes 188 amino acids. Gene Ontology annotation, biological process: response to oxidative stress.
AUGGGAAAUGUUUCUCUGAUUUUUAUGUUAGUGGUGGUAGUGUUAGCGAUCAGAGUUGGUGUUGGCCAAUCCCAGCUUACAUAUGAUUACUACAGAUCUUCGUGUCUAAAUGUGGAAACUAUAGUUAGGCAAGAAAUGCUAGGCAUUUUCUUGGUGGAUGUUACAGCACCAGCUGCUUUUCUUAGGCUCAUGUUCCAUGACUGCCAAGUUCAGGCACCAGUAGACAGUAGUGUUAUUAAGUUAGGUUUAUUGUUCUUGCAUGAGAAUCCUCUCACUUUCUGUAUCAGAAAGCAAGAAGCAAUAGGGUAUAUAAAAUCUGUACUGGAAGCUGAGUGUCCAGGACAGGUAUCUUGUGCAGAUAUUAUCGUAUUAGCAGCUAAGGAAUCAGUAGACUUCUCCGGAGGACCCCGAAUUCAGAUCCCUUUAGGAAGGAAAGACUCUACCACUAGUAACAACAAACAGUCUGAUGAUCUUCUUCCUUCACCAGCAGUAACAGUUGAUGAAUUGCUUCAUAUUUUCAUGUCUAAAGGGAUGGAUUUGGAGGUAUCAGUGGCCAUCUUGGGUUAA